UAUAUACUGAUCAUAAUAAAUAUGUACUUGAAAAUUUGACAUUAUAAUAUCAAAUUUUAGUUUCAAUAUUAAUUCUUCAUUGAAGCAAAUGGCCAUGCUCGAGGCUGACCGUCCUGUACUAGCCUCAUUUCUUGUUUCUGUUCUUCUCCUCACUCAGCUUGUCGAGUCUGAUUUGCAGGUUAUCAGAACCGUAGAAGAGGAUAAUCUGAUCCUGGAGAAAAUAGAUUGCGAUGCAGCAUGUGAGAGUAGGUGCCAGUUAUCGUCAAGGCCGCAUCUGUGCAUGAGGGCGUGCGGGACAUGCUGCGCUCGUUGUGACUGUGUUCCUCCUGGCACUUACGGCAACUACGAUGCCUGCCCUUGCUACGCCAACAUGACCACUCAUGAAGGCAGACACAAGUGCCCUUGAAUUGGGAUUUCUUCCCCCGUAUACAUUGUAAUACGCACUCUUAUACUGGAAAAUUAUGAUCUAAAAUUACGAAAACACAUACCCUUGUAACUAAAAUUGUUUACGAUGCAAGACUGUAAACAUAAAUAUAUUUAUGUUUAAAAAUUAUA
Messenger RNA from Carica papaya (papaya), 555 nucleotides. Its product is annotated as gibberellin-regulated protein 1-like. The record is from RefSeq and is a predicted model, not a curated record. NCBI's taxonomy places the organism in Eukaryota, Viridiplantae, Streptophyta, Magnoliopsida, Brassicales, Caricaceae.